AUGGCCACAUCACCCACACCAUCCUUAGACUCAUUACCGGGUGCAUCGAAUUCAAUCGGUUCGUUUGGUGAACCGGCGGAUUAUUUGUCCGAUUCGCCGCUAACCACGCUGAGCGGUGGCUCGGGUACGACGGGAUCCUCUCCACCGGCUAGCGAUUCCGCAAUCUGUGACGAUUUCGCGACCUCGUCCAGUCUUGAGUCCGCCCAGUCGAACAACGGCUCGUCCGAGUCGCUGUUUCCACGCUGCACCGGCUGCAAAAGCAAGCAAUCGGAUGCGGUGGCCAAAUGCAUGGACUGCGAUAACUUCCUGUGCGCCAACUGCGUCACUGCACAUCAGUUUAUGCACUGCUUCGACGGUCACUCGGUGUAUCGCAUUACAGGUGCGGGAAGUGUUGGUGGUGGAGGGAACACGUUCGGGUCGAUUGGAUCCCUUGCGAAUGGAACCAUGGCAACGGCCAACACGGUCACUACGACUGCUCCAGCCACACCGACGCUGGGCGGAUUGCUGGGAGGUUGCUUUGAAUUGCCAAGUCCGCUAACCAGCGGCCUUCUGGGCGGUGGAUCGGUCGGUGCAACGAAAAUGCUACAGGUUGGAAGCUUUGAAUCUACCCAUCCGCGACUCAGCUCGCUCAAUCUGACCAUCAAGGACGAUGCCAGCAGUCUGGUGAAAUCAAUCAUGAAUAACGUGAUCACACCUCCGACAUCGAACGGUACCGGUGCGCCCGGCAGUGGCAGUAACAUCGGCAAUGGAAACGGCAACAGCAGCAGUAACAGCAGCACCAGCAGUAGUAGCAGCAGCAGCACUAGCAGCAGCAGCAACGGUGGCAAUGGCAACAGUCUGCUGAAUCAGGUCAACAGUCAGCUUUCGGGCGUAAUGCAGCAAUCCACCGGUUUGGGAUCAGAUUUGCUGCUCUCGAAUGGGCUCGGUGGUGGAGGUCUUGGCAGUUUGCUAAGCAACGGCAAUGUUGGUACCGGCCUCGGAGGUGGUGGGCUGCUUGGUGGAAGCAACAAACCGAACUAUUUCUGCAAGCGCCAUACGAGCGAACUGCUCAAGUUCUUCUGCCGCACCUGCAGCGUGCCGGUGUGCAAGGAAUGCAUGCUGGACCACCCAAAUGGUUUGCACGAAUGCGAGCACAACAGUGACACUACGCCGAAACAGAUCGAAAGUUUACUGCACACCGUGUCGGAAGUUCGCGCCAAAGCUCAGGAUUUGCGCUCACUGAUCAAGAAUGUGGAACACAUCAACCAGCGCAUCCAGGUACAGUAUCACAAGGCCCAGAACGAGAUUGAAGACACGCAUCAGUUCUAUCGCUCAAUGGUAGAUGAGCGUAAAGCCGAACUGCAGAAGGAACUGGAGAACUUUUACAACGCGAAAACGGUCUCCCAGUCGGAGCUGCUGAAUCGUAGUCAGGAUCACGUCGACAAGAUGUUGCAGAGUUGCGAAUUCGUCGAACGGCUGACAAAAUGUGCCGGCCCAUCGGAAACGAUCAUGCUACGCAAGUUCAUGGAGAACAAGCUGAUGCUCUUCCCGGCCAUCACGCACGAUCUGCAGGCAUCGUACGAGCUAGAAUUUGUAUCUAACUACCAAGCGAUACAGAUUGGGGUCCGCAACACCUACGGUUAUAUUCGCUCGAAUGUGGAUCUGAGCGUUGUCACGACAAAGCAACCACCCAUAGCGCGCCCAACGUCCACCACCAAUGGAGGAUCUCUUCUUGGGGGCACCGGUAAUCGUAGCGUCAGCCCGUCAAACAGUAGCACUGGCAGUCUGAACUUAAUGUCUCAUCAUCACAUCAGGGGUGGUGACAGUAUCAUGAACGGUGGCAAUGGUGGCGGAGGACCCCAUCUGCUCGAUCACCAUUCGCACCAGCGCCAUCAGCAGCAUCAGCAACAUCAGCAACAGCAUCAGCAGCGCUCGUUCGGCAGUUCGUUGGUGAAUGGCGGUGGACAUGGUGUCAAUGGUGGAUUGUCUACAUCUCCACUGAGCGGUGCCAGCAUGGUUAACGGUUUAUCGACGGCCUUCGACACCGCGAACCUGAUCACUAAACGGUUCAAUAGCGCCAACAGUCUUGGUCCAUUCGUUGGUGAGCCUUCGAUCGGUCAGCCUAUUGGUAAUGCGUACGAGAAGUGGAGCAACGGUGGUACGGCGGAUCUGUUCAACAACCUCGCUGACCAAUACACGAUCCCACUGAACCCCAUUGGCGGAGGCGGAGGUGGUGGCGGUGGAGGAGGCGGCGGUGGUAACGGUAACUCCGGUGCUGGUGGCCAAGGAGAUCCUUCCACAGCCAUGAUCGACCUGACUGCGAAGCUGAUGUCAAGUUCAAUGUUCCCACCGAAGAGUCAAAUUAAGCGUCAGAAGAUGAUCUACCACUGUAAGUUCGGUGAAUUCGGUGUAAUGGAGGGCCAGUUCACGGAACCGAGUGGAGUGGCAGUAAAUGCACAGAACGACAUCAUCGUCGCGGACACUAACAAUCAUCGGAUACAGAUCUUCGAUAAGGAGGGACGCUUCAAGUUCCAAUUCGGGGAGUGCGGCAAGCGGGAUGGCCAGUUGCUCUACCCGAAUCGAGUGGCCGUCGUGCGUAAUUCCGGCGACAUUAUCGUAACCGAGCGUUCACCAACGCACCAAAUACAAAUCUACAACCAGUACGGACAGUUUGUGCGCAAGUUCGGUGCCAACAUUCUGCAGCAUCCGCGCGGUGUCACUGUGGACAGUAAGGGUCGCAUCGUGGUCGUCGAGUGCAAGGUGAUGCGUGUCAUCAUUUUCGACCAGUCCGGCAACGUUCUGCAGAAAUUCGGCUGCAGCAAACAUCUCGAGUUCCCGAACGGGGUCGUUGUCAACGACAAGCAGGAGAUCUUCAUCAGCGACAAUCGAGCGCACUGCGUCAAGGUGUUCAACUACGAGGGCCAGUUCCUGCGACAGAUCGGUGGCGAGGGCGUUACCAACUACCCGAUCGGUGUGGGCAUUAAUGCCAGCGGCGAAAUUCUUAUCGCGGACAAUCACAACAACUUCAACCUGACCAUCUUCACCCAAGAUGGGCAGUUGGUAUCGGCCAUGGAGAGUAAGGUGAAGCACGCGCAGUGUUUCGAUGUGGCCCUUAUGGACGACGGUAGCGUGGUGCUAGCGAGCAAGGACUAUCGGCUAUACAUCUACCGGUAUGUUCAGGUACCUCCGAUUGGACUGUAA
This is a messenger RNA of Anopheles marshallii, 3180 nucleotides long. It is a transcript of the gene brat, whose product is annotated as brain tumor protein. Gene Ontology annotation, molecular function: translation repressor activity; zinc ion binding; mRNA 3'-UTR binding. The coding region runs from base 1 to 3180 and encodes 1059 amino acids. The record is from RefSeq and is a predicted model, not a curated record. The transcript has a single exon. NCBI's taxonomy places the organism in Eukaryota, Metazoa, Arthropoda, Insecta, Diptera, Culicidae. Gene Ontology annotation, biological process: negative regulation of translation.